AUGAUCAAGAGACCCAACGAAAGUAGUAAUGAUGAUAAUAAAACUUCUUCUGUCAAAAUUAAUAAAAGGCAACAAACUUCCUUAACUUCUUGGCUCACUCCAAAACCUGCUCCUCCAAUUAAAAUUGAAGAACUUGAAAUUAAAAAUAAGGAAUUGUUAAGUUUAGAAUUGAAAACUAUUAAUAAUGAAUGGUUAAAAGUUUUGCUCAAGGAAAUUCAAGAACCUUAUUUUAUCGAGUUGAAGAAAUUUCUUGAAGAAGAAAAAAAAAAAGGUCAUAAAAUUUUUCCACCUGAACCAGAUAUUUAUAAUUGGUCAAGGAUGACACCUCCAUCUUCUGUAAAAGUUGUAAUCAUUGGUCAAGAUCCGUAUCACGAUGUUGGUCAAGCACAUGGACUUUGCUUUAGUGUACCGCACAAAGUAACACCACCACCCUCUCUUCUCAAUAUAUAUAAAGCAUUGAAAUAUGAUAUUGAAUCAUUUAAAAUUCCAAAUCACGGAAAUCUUUCUAAUUGGGCAAAGGAAGGUGUUUUAUUGUUAAAUACAUCACUUACCGUACGUGCACAUGAAGCAGCAAGUCAUAGCAAUAAAGGAUGGGAAAAAUUUACGGAUGCAAUAAUUCAAUAUCUGAACAAUAAAAAAAGUGGAUUAGUAUUCAUGCUUUGGGGAAAUCAUGCCAUAAAAAGAGGAAAGAAUAUCAACAAGGGAAAACAUUGUGUUCUACAAGCUGUUCAUCCUUCACCAUUAUCUGCGUCUCGAGGUUUCUUUGAUUGUAAACAUUGGUCAAAAGCCAACGAGUACUUGAAGGCCAAUGGUAAAGACGAAAUUAAUUGGAAUUGCUUGGACAAAACUGAUGAUGAUGACAAUAACGAGAAAAAAUGA
Molecule: messenger RNA, 879 nt
Organism: Entrophospora sp. SA101
Lineage: Eukaryota; Fungi; Glomeromycota; Glomeromycetes; Entrophosporales; Entrophosporaceae
Source: the annotation of a GenBank genome assembly